GCCGGUGCGGGCCGGGGGUGAAGGAGGCGGAGGGAGGUCCCGGUCCCGGUUCUGGUCACCGUCCCGGUUCCGAUCCCAGUCCCGGCGCGCCAUGGUGGUGCUGCGGGGCGGCGCGGGCCCCGAGGAGCCGUUCCCGAGGAUCGAGGACUGCCUGCCCCUGCUGCAGGACUCUCCCUCCAAGCGUUUCUCUCCGUCCAAGAGGAAGCAGUACUACAUCAACAAAGCCAUCCGCAACUCCGACCUCAUCCCCAGGGCCAAGGGCCGCAAGAGCCUCCAGAGGCUGGAGAACACUCGUUACCUGAUGACGCUUCUGGAGCAGGAUGAGUGCGGGAGCGACGAGGGAGAGCUCACCCACUCUGCCACCCCCAGCAUCUUCACUGAGGCCUGUAACAAUGAGACCUAUGUGGAGAUCUGGAACGACUUCAUGAACCGCUCGGGAGAAGAGCAGGAGAGGGUCCUGCUCUACCUGGAGGAGGAGGCCAGGAAGAAGCACAGGAGGAAGCUGCCUGUCAAGAAUGAAGACAAGUGGAAAGAGCUCCCUGCCUACACCCCCCAGGAGUGCUUCCAGCGCAUCAGCCGCCGCCUGCGCGCCACCCUCAAGCGGGGCAGGAUCCCCAUGGGUACACUGGAGGGGCUGGAGGAGGAGCUGCUGGCCUUCUUCUCUGUCACCCCCCACUCUGUGUACACAGCCCUGAUGGAUAACAGCUUUGAGAGGCUCCUGCUCCACGCACUCUGCCAGUACAUGGAUCUCGUCUCUGCCAGCUCGGACAUCGAAGGGAAGCGCCAGAUGAAAGUGAGCAACAAACACCGCGUGUUCCUGCCCCCGGAGCUGCUGCUCUCAGACUACCUGGGCCAGAUGAGCUGAUGCCCCCACAGCUGCCCUGCCCCUCCUGUGUCCUCUGCAGCCUCUCCCGGACCUUCCUCAGCCGUUGCUCUGCUCCAGCAGCCGCUCCAGGCCGGGGGUUUGUGGCUGUGCCCUUGGCUGUGCUGGCAGCAGGGCAAUGGGUGCAGAGCAGGUGCCUCUCGCCCUCCCUGCUCCCCGCACAACCCUCCUGGAACUCUUUGUGUGUCUAUUUAUAACCCAGGUGUUUUUUAAAAAGAAUCAGGCGGGGCCAGCCUCCCUCCGUGGGGUGAUUUGGGUCCAGAUUUUUCUGCGGUGAAACAGCUCCCGGCGGCUGCUGAGCAAUCGCUGAGCCGGCGGAAGAGCCCCAGGGCUGCCGCGUUCCCUCCCGCAGCCCCGCGCCCACCGGGGGCUCGGCCAGGGCGGGGCGUGGGCAGCUCCGGGUGCUUUUUACCCCACAGCCUGCAGAACGGGGCUGUUUUUAAGUGUAAUAUAGCUUGUGUUUUUUAUCACGUGUGUGUGUGUGUGUGUGUGUGUAUUUACAUGUGUGUGUGCUGGAGGGGUGCAGCCCCCUUUGGGGCUCUGCUUUUCCACGGGGCAUUUUGGGGGUCCCUCUAUGUGCCAAGGGGUGCUCGCAGGGAAACCUUUGCUGGUUGCUCUUGUCCCACGAUGACACCGACUGCCAUUAACCGCGGGCACCCCCAGACCCAGGGGAGCCCCUCGCGCCUCCUUCGCUGGUUCAGCAACAAUAAAAACGGUGCUCCCCUG
Messenger RNA from Agelaius phoeniceus (red-winged blackbird), 1609 nucleotides. RefSeq names its product R3H domain containing 4 (gene R3HDM4). NCBI's taxonomy places the organism in Eukaryota, Metazoa, Chordata, Aves, Passeriformes, Icteridae. Gene Ontology annotation, molecular function: nucleic acid binding. The record is from RefSeq and is a predicted model, not a curated record.